AUGGUCGAGGUAAAGAAAUACCAUCUUCCCCCCACCGCCCUCGUGCCCAACUCACCACACCCGCUCCUCCACUACCCGGGCCUCCUAUCACCCACAGACAAACCGGAUGACGACGCGAGCAUCGCGACCAGGGCGCACGACCUGUUCGCACGCCACGGGUGGGAGACGCAGUGGAUCUUCCGCUACGGGCCGUCGCAGCGCUCGCACUACCACUCGGGCGUGCACGAGUGCAUGGCCGUGCUGACGGGCACGGCGACGAUCCGGUUCGGCGUCGCCGACACGGUCGCCGACCUGGACGAGAGCACGCACGGGGCCGGUCGGGAGGAGGGCGGGGUCGAGGUCACGGCGCGCGCGGGCGACGUCUUCGUCCUGCCCGCGGGCACGGCGCACAAGACCUUCAACGCGGCCCCGGUCGCGGAGUUCAGGCUGCUCACCCCCGGCGACGGGCAUGCGGUCCCUCCCGCCGGAGGAGAAGGCGGCGGGAGUAGUGUCAGGGACACGUUGGCCGGCGUCGAGCUCGCCGGGUUCACCAUGAUCGGCGCGUACCCCAAGGGUGGAGGGAGGUGGGAUUUCGCCCAGGGGGGUGAGGACGUGGGCAAUUUCGAGAAGGUAUGGGCGGUCGCGAAGCCCGAGAAUGAUCCCGUGCUGGGCAAGGCAGAGGAAGGUCUUUGUGGACAGUGGCGCUAAGGAAAAAGAAAAAAGGUACUCGGCACAUGGGGCAAGCAGGCUCUAUUGCCGUCUUUCACUCCUCACUGUUCAUCGCCUUAUCUUCUUUCGUUGCACACUGGGAGUGUCCAUCUGGCUACCUAUCCUGGGCGACACCCCCGAGCCGUAAGGCGGC
Molecule: messenger RNA, 841 nt
Organism: Cladophialophora immunda
Lineage: Eukaryota; Fungi; Ascomycota; Eurotiomycetes; Chaetothyriales; Herpotrichiellaceae
Exons: 1
Coding region: 1-687 (228 amino acids)
Source: RefSeq, a predicted model, not a curated record